AUGAAACGCUACUCCAAGAGCAUUUGGCGGAAAUUCAAAGGCAAAGAGGAUGGUAAACCUUCAUCCGCGGUCUCUCCCGUGGCCUCCAAUGAGGCCUAUGGCGCUCAAAAUCCUGAAAGGUCACCCGCCACAACGCAACAAAUAGUGGAGGUGAAAGGAACCGACUUAUGGCAGAUAGCUUAUGAGGAUUUGAGUCCAGCCGACAAAGGGGUGCUUGCGGGCACUCGAGAAGUUGAACGACCGUCUCUUCACCGUAGCAGGACUUUGGAGGUAGUGGAUGAUGUUAUCGAGGCGACGAAGAAGCAGUAUGAGGAGUAUCAGAAGGGAGGGCUGAAAAUUAGGAAGGGAGCAGAUAAAGACGCCAUUAACGUUCGUGAUAUUGCACACAAAAUCCUGAAUGCUACAUUGUCGUUUAGGGGAAUCGCGGGCGUGCUCGUGAGUGGCGAUCAAACUGGCACUGCAUCCAUUGCUUGGGGAAUUGUCUUGCUCGGAUUGACCGAGCACUAUCACGAUAGCCGUUAUGAAACACAGGACAAGGUUGAGAUCGCCAUCAUCCAAGUCUACAAAGGCAUCCUACGCUAUACAGCGCAAGUGUACCGGAUGCAACGGGCCAAUGUGGGCGAGAGGUUACUGGAGAGCCUUUUGCCAGUGACAAAUCACCCACUCAAAGAGAUUGAAGCAACAAUAAGAGGCGACGAGGCAAGGCUGCGCCAAUGGGUUAGGCAUGAUGAGCAUUUACAGAGUCGAGCAAAGGCCGAAGAGCUGCUUAGCCGGAUAGACGAGUUCAUCGUACUGCUGAAAAACCUGCACCGGAAAUUCGAUCUCUAUAACCUACCGGAUGCCGAAGGAGCUUCAUUUGACUCAUAUCAAAACCAGCACGAGGAGGAGUGUCUUCCCGGCACAAGGGAGGAUCUUCUCCAGCAAGUCAGUGAGUGGGGAAGUUGCUCAGAUGGGCCCUGCAUCUUCUGGUUAAAUGGGAUGGCAGGGACUGGAAAAUCGACAAUUUCACGUUCGUUGGCCCAACGUCUCAGGGACAAGGGGCAGCUUGGAGCGACAUACUUUUUCAAAAGGGGGGAGGGUGACCGCGGGCAUGCGAAGAGAUUUGUUUCGACAAUUGUAAGACAACUCAUUGCCGCAAUCCCCGAUCUCGCAGUUGGCGUCUCGAAGGCUAUCGAGGAUGAUCCAGACAUAUCAAGGCGCGGUUUCAGGAUUCAGUUCGAAAAGCUUCUUCUCGAGCCCUUAGGUGAACUGGAGGAUGGCCAAAGUCUGAGGAGAUUCGUGAUCGUGGUAGACGCACUGGAUGAAUGCGAAGAAGAGCAGGAUAUAAGCCUUCUGCUGCAGCUUUUUCCUCGUAUUCAGGAGUCAAAGUCUGUUCAGUUACGGGCCUUCAUUACCAGCCGCCCGGAAUUACCAAUACAGCUCGGCUUUCAGGAGGAUGCUAUCAAAAGCAGCCACCGGGAUCUUGUUCUCCACAAGAUUCCUAAGCCGGUGAUUGAGCAUGAUAUAUCAUUGUUCUUUAGACACAAAUUGGACAUGAUUCGGAAGUCUCGGUCACUACCCCCGGAUUGGCCUGGUGACAGUAACUUCCAGGAACUGGUCAAAAUGUCAGUUCCGUUAUUCAUCUUCGCCGCAACAGUGUGUCGUGUGUUUCAAGACCAUGACCUCGAUCCCGUACAAAGUCUGUGUGAGAUCCUAGAAUUUCAAAAUGAGGAGUCAAAAUUGGACGGAACAUAUCUCCCGGUGCUACAGAGACUAUCGACUCAUAACGGGAAGCGAAAACAGAUGAUUGUGGAUGAAUUUCGCGAAGUGGUGGGCACUAUCGUGAUUCUCGAGUCACCCCUCUCAGUAGCCUGUCUCUCAGAGAUCCUGGGUAUUCCACCGAGAGUGAUAAACAUCCGACUACGCCGACUGCAUGCAGUGCUAAAUAUACCGGAUAGGGAUACCAUGCCAGUGGGACUCUUCCACCUGUCGUUCCGGGACUUUCUUCUGAACCCGGAAACUCGGGAGAAAACCGAAUUCUGGAUAGACGGGGGCCAGACGCACCAGCGACUAGCAAAAAGGUGUCUUGAGGUUAUGCAACGCAAGCUCAGGAAAAAUAUAUGCGGUCUGCCGUACGAAGGAUUCGAGCGGUAUGAUAUCUCCGCAAAUGUCAUCCGUGACAACAUACCACCGGAACUGGAAUACUCCUGCAGGUACUGGACGUUGCAUCUGGCACACGGCAAUAAUCUAUCGUCAAUCUUGGAGGAGACCCAUUCCUUUGUCCAGGCACACUUUCUCCACUGGGCUGAAGUAAUGUGCGUCCUUGGAUACGCAUCUGAAAUUGUGGGAAAUAUCGAAACGUUACGAAAGCUCAUUGAGAAACAGGAAGGAUCUGCAAUAUCCAGCUUCCUUUACGAUGCCCUCCGCUUCAUGCUAAAGUGUCGACGUAUAGCUGAUAUAGCACCACUUCAGCUGUACUGUUCAGGGCUGAUAUUCGCGCCAUCACAGUCAAUUAUCAGAAGAGCAUAUGAGAUGCCCAGAUGGAUAAGCAGGCUACCAGAGGUAGAAGACACAUGGAACGCGGAGCUGGAAACGAUUGAGGGCCACAAACGCUUUGUUGUUCGGGCGGUAACCUUUUCAAGGGACGGCAAAUGGCUAGCAUCUGGCUCUGAGGAUAACACUAUUAAGAUAUGGGACGCGGCUACCAGUACUCUGCAGCAGACCCUCGAAGGCCACGAUGACUCGGUCAUCUCAAUAGCCUUUUCGCCAGACGGCCGAAAGCUAGUGUGUGGAUCCUGGGAUCGUACUGUCAGAGUCUGGGACCUGACGACUAGCACGCAUCAGACGUUGAAGGGUCACGAGCACUAUGUAUACUCGGUGUGCUUCUCACCAGACGGUUGCAGGGUGGCAUCAGGCUCUUACGAUUACACCGCCAAGAUUUGGGAUCUAACGAGCUGCACACAUCAGACUUUGAAGGGGCAUGACCACUGGGUUUACUCGGUAGCCUUUUCGCCAGACGGUCAGUGUUUGGCAACCGGCUCUUGGGAUAAAACCGUAAAGAUUUGGAAUACAGCAAGUGGAGCGUUGCAGGAUACAUACAAAAUGGAAAGAGUGGUUAGUUACCUAGCCUUCUCUCCAGAUGGACGACUGGCAGUCUCGGAUGGCGCGGUCAUGCUCUGGGACAUAGCAACCGGGACUGUGCAGCAGACCCUUGGGGUAAUGCAAGAUCGCGCCGCAGCGCUGAACUUCUCACAAGAUGGGCGACUCCUGGCGUAUUAUUCAUCGACAAAUACGACCUGUAGUGUAAAGGUGUGGGACGUGUCCACUUGUACUCUACGACACAUGUUGGAGGGCCAUAGCGGUGCAGUUCACGGCGUGAGCAUCUCACCCGAUAAGCAGCGGCUGGCUUCGGGAGCCUACGAUGCGACUAUUAAACUCUGGGACCUGAAUACCCCUCUCUGUUGGCCAUCGUUUGGGGAACGGGAGUAUACUGCUGAAAGCCAUGGCUUUUUAAGUUCUAUGGCCUUCUCCCCAGAUGGAAGAUGGCUAGCAUCUGGCGGGAGUGGAGAUACCGUCAAAAUCUGGGAGCUAGAGACCAGGCUAUGGGGAUCGGCACACGAUGCACUGCGCCAUACGCUUGAAGGUCAUAGGCGUUCCGUCUUUUCGCUGUCGUUCUCGCCGGAUGUGCGACAGUUGGCUUCUUCCUCUACCGAUGGCAUCAUCAAGAUCUGGGAUCCGGUCACGGGGUCUCUGCAGCAUACCCUGGAGGGACAUGAACGGGGUGUUUACACAGUUAUAUUUUCACCAGAUGGUCGAUGGCUGGCAUCUGGUUCCGAUGAUAAAACGGUUAGACUCUGGGACCCGGCCACAGGUACCUUACUGCAUAUACUCAAGCACCCUUCGUGGGGCUGUAGAUUGGUGGCCUUUUCUGCAGAUGGACGCUGGCUAGCCACUGGGUCGGACCGCAUAGUUAGGAUCUGGGAUCCUGCUACUGGCACCCUACAGCACACUAUCGACACGCAAAAACCCUUCGCUAAGCUUGUAUUCUCUAGUGAUGGACAGUCUGUGGAGACUAGUCAGGGGGUGUAUGAUCUACCGCCGUUGUACCACAGUGCUCCUCUUAAGCCCGAGUCUGGAUUAGAGUUGCGCGUGGAAAAUCGCGAAUGGGUCACUCUACAAGGCAAGAGGAUACUUUGGCUGCCCACUGACUAUCGUGUGAGGCACAUGAUUAUAAGAGAUGGAGUACUUGCUCUAGGACAUGGGUCGAAGGGACCCAACCGAAGAUCCAUCACCCUCAUGAAAUUCUGUCAGUGAGGUGUAGCCAAGUGUUGGGUUUGUUGGUGCUCGCUUUCUAGGUACCGCGGCUGAACCGGGCACAAAUAGCAAACAAUAGUGGAUAAGG
Molecule: messenger RNA, 4381 nt
Organism: Aspergillus vadensis CBS 113365
Lineage: Eukaryota; Fungi; Ascomycota; Eurotiomycetes; Eurotiales; Aspergillaceae
Product: NACHT and WD40 domain protein
Exons: 3
Coding region: 1-4293 (1430 amino acids)
Molecular function (GO): protein binding
Source: RefSeq, a predicted model, not a curated record